Gallus gallus (chicken) is the source of this 1221-nucleotide messenger RNA. RefSeq names its product scavenger receptor cysteine-rich type 1 protein M130-like. The transcript has 4 exons. Bases 10 to 1221 code for a protein of 403 amino acids. Gene Ontology annotation, cellular component: membrane. The record is from RefSeq and is a predicted model, not a curated record. NCBI's taxonomy places the organism in Eukaryota, Metazoa, Chordata, Aves, Galliformes, Phasianidae.
AGGCUGUGCAUGUGGGGCACGAUGGUGCCUGCCAGGGUGCUGGGGCUGCUGCUGUGCGUGCAUGUCUGCAUGGGCAGCGAGGAGCUGCGGCUGGUGGAUGGUGGUGGGCGCUGUGCCGGUCGUGUGGAGGUGAAGCACGAAGGCGAGUGGGGCUCCGUCUGCAGCUACGACUUCGACUGGGACAUACGAGGGGCGGGCGUGGUGUGCCGCCAGCUGGGCUGUGGCACUGUGGCCCAUGCGUCCCCAUACGCCCCAUUUGGGCAGGGCAAGGGACGCAUCUGGCUGCAUCCAUACGUCUGCCAAGGCACUGAGCAAUCUCUGCAGAACUGCCCCAACUUUGGCUGGGGGAACCACUUCUGUGGCCAUGAGUGGGAUGUUGGGGUGAUCUGCACAGAGGCGCUGGAGCUGCGGCUGGCAGACGGUCGGGGACCCUGCGAUGGGAGAGUGGAGGUGAAGCUGCGGGGACGCUGGGGCACAGUGGCUGACGAUGCUUGGGACAUGGAUGAUGCUGAGGUGGUGUGCCAGCAGCUGGGCUGCGGCUCGGCUGCAAGCACGAAGUUUACCUGGCGAAUUUCACAAGUUAGCAGUCCUGUAAUGUUGGUCCGUGUCAACUGCAAGGGAACUGAGAAAGCCAUCUGGGACUGCAACAUUCAGGGUUGGGGUCCCUACAGUUGCCCUCGUGAUUAUAUCGCCUCUGUGGUCUGUCAAGGGUUCUCCCGGCUGGCCGGAGGGGACAGCGAGUGCUCAGGAAGGCUGGAGGUGCGGCAGGGCCAGACCUGGGUCAGCGUCUGCCAUGGCAACGUGGACCUCAUGGCCGCCCAGGUGGUCUGCAGAGAGCUGCGCUGUGGUACUGCACUGGCCCUAUCUGGGGCUGAGCCGUUUGGGGUACCGGCAGGGCUAUUCUGGAAUGGUGCCUUCGAGUGCAAUGGCACCGAGCCCUUCCUGUCCGCUUGCACAAAGCGGCCUCCCCACAUCCAGAACUGCACCCAACCCGCUACCAUCAUCUGCUCCCGUAAGUGCUGGCUCUGCAGGGCUACAUCAGCCCCAAACCAUGUGGUGGCCUGGGGAAUUUCCCACUCCACCAACUCCAGCACCUCUCUCUGCUGCAGCCUACAGCGGGUUCCGGCUGGCAGAUGGAGUCUCAGUGUGCGAUGGGCGAGUGGAGGUGGAGGCACGAGGGGUGCGGGGGACCCUGUGUGCCACUGCCUGGGACCUGCCUGA